Leopardus geoffroyi (Geoffroy's cat) is the source of this 4607-nucleotide messenger RNA. RefSeq names its product histone deacetylase 7 (gene HDAC7). Gene Ontology annotation, molecular function: histone deacetylase activity. Gene Ontology annotation, cellular component: histone deacetylase complex. NCBI's taxonomy places the organism in Eukaryota, Metazoa, Chordata, Mammalia, Carnivora, Felidae. The record is from RefSeq and is a predicted model, not a curated record. The transcript is spliced from 25 exons. The coding region runs from base 553 to 3417 and encodes 954 amino acids. Gene Ontology annotation, biological process: chromatin organization; negative regulation of transcription by RNA polymerase II.
UGCGAGCGCGGGGGUCCCUCCCAGAAGUGUGUCUGUGCGAAUGAUUCUGCCCUGUGUAAACAGGGCUGUGCGCUCGUGUACGCUGUGUAUGCAAGGCUGCGUGCGCUCAGGUAUCUGGGUUUCCGGGAAUUGUGCGCGGGUCGGCGCGCCGCGCCUGGGGCUGGGCUGCAGCGCGGCGGCCGCGCGCGGGUCGGGGCCGCGUCCCGCGUUCCGGGUUCGGCGCUGCCUCCCGGGCCGCGCGGUGUGUCCGCCCGCCGCCCGUGCGCCGCGCCGGGCAGUGUCUGCCGGGGUGGUGUGUCCCCGGGCCGCGAGCGCCUGCCCCCUCCCUCCCCUCCCCCUUGGCCCGCUCUCAGACUCAGAUAAAGCAUUUCCUUCCAUUGUCAUCCUACCCGGCCGGCCGGGCUGCCAGGGCCCUCCCCCUCCCGGCCCCCUCCCUUCCUCUCGCCGUCUCUCAGUCGCUCUGCAGCCGCCGGCGACUGGGGGGAUGUGAGGCCGGCGCCCCAGCCCCCCGCCCCGCCAUGAGCCCCCGGCUCUGAGGGCCCCGGCCCCUGGAUGCACAGCCCCGGCGCUGAUGGGACCCAGGUGAGCCCGGGUGCCCACUGCCCCAGUCCCCCUGGCACAGGCCGCCUCAGGCCCCCAGCGGACACGCCAGGCCCUCAGCCCCAGCCCAUGGACCUGCGGGUAGGCCAGCGGCCCCCGGUGGAGCCCCCGCCAGAGCCGGCGCUGCUGGCCCUGCAGCACCCCCAGCACCUGCACCACCACCUGCUGUUCGCAGCAGGCCUGCCUCAGCGCUCAGCGGAACCCAUGAGGCUCCCAAUGGACACGCCGGUGCCCCAGUUGCAGGUGGGGCAGCAGGAGCAAGAGCUGCGGCAGCUUCUCAAUAAGGACAAGAGCAAGCGAAGUGCCGUAGCUAGCAGUGUGGUCAAGCAGAAGCUGGCAGAGGUGAUUCUAAAGAAGCAGCAGGCAGCCCUAGAGAGAACAGUCCAUCCCAAUAGCCCCAGCAUUCCCUACAGAACUCUCGAGCCCCUGGAGACGGAAGGAGCUGCUCGCUCUAUGCUUAGCAGCUUUCUGCCUCCUGUUCCCAGCCUGCCCAGUGACCCCCCAGAACACUUCCCUCUCCGAAAGACAGUUUCUGAGCCCAACCUGAAGCUGCGCUACAAGCCCAAGAAGUCCCUGGAGAGGAGGAAGAAUCCACUGCUCAGAAAGGAGAGCGCCCCGCCUAGUCUCCGGCGGCGGCCUGCAGAGACCCUCGGUGACUCCUCCCCCAGUAGCAGCAGCACACCAGCAUCAGGGUGCAGCUCCCCCAAUGACAGCGAGCAAGGCCCCAACCCCGUCCUGGGCUCGGAGGCUGAUGCUGACCGCAGGACCCAUCCGACACUGGGCCCUCGGGGGCCGGUCCUGGGGAGCCCCCAUGCUCCCCUCUUCCUGCCCCACAGCCUGGAGUCUGAGUCUGGGGGCCCCUUGUCCUCUCGACUACAGCCCAUUCUCCUCCUCGAUCCCUCAGUCUCUCACGCGCCCCUGCUGACUGUGCCCGGGCUUGGGCCCCUGCCCUUCCACUUUGCCCAGUCCUUACUGACCACCGAGCGGCUCUCUGGGUCAGGCCUCCACCGGCCACUAAGCCGGACCCGCUCAGAGCCCCUGCCCCCAAGCGCCACCGCCCCCCCACCGCUGGGCCCCCUGCAGCCCCGCCUGGACCGGCUCAAACCUCACGUCCAGCUGAUCAAGAGGCCAGCCAAGCCAAGUGAGAAGCCCCGACUGCGGCAGAUCCCCUCAGCUGAGGACCUGGAGACAGAUGGUGGGGGAGUGGGGCCGGUGGGGGAUGACGGCCUGGAGCACAGGGAGUCAAGCCAUGGGCAGCACGAAGCCAGAGGCCCUAUUCCUCUCCAGCAGCACCAGCAGGUGUUCCUCUGGGAGCAGCAGCGACUGGCUGGGCGGCUCCCACGGGGAGGAACUGGGGACUCUGUGCUGCUUUCCCUGGCCCAGGGCAGUCACCGGCCCCUGUCCAGGGCUCAGUCAUCCCCAGCUGCGCCUGCCUCACUGCCAACCCCAGAGCCUGCCAGCCAGGCCCGUGUCCUGCCCAGCUCAGAGACCUCUGCCAGGACCCUGCCGUUCACCACAGGGCUGGUGUAUGACUCGGUGAUGCUGAAACACCAGUGCUCCUGCGGGGACAACAGCAGGCACCCGGAGCACGCGGGCCGUAUCCAGAGCAUCUGGUCCCGGCUGCAGGAGCGGGGGCUCCGGAGCCAGUGUGAGUGUCUCCGGGGCCGGAAGGCCUCCCUGGAGGAGCUGCAGUCAGUGCACUCCGAGCGGCACGUGCUCCUCUAUGGCACCAACCCGCUCAGCCGCCUCAAACUGGACAACGGGAAGCUGGCAGGGCUCCUGGCACAGCGGAUGUUUGUGAUGCUGCCCUGUGGUGGGGUAGGGGUGGAUACCGAUACCAUCUGGAAUGAGCUGCACUCUUCCAAUGCGGCCCGCUGGGCAGCUGGCAGCGUCACUGACCUUGCCUUCAAAGUCGCUUCCCGUGAGCUAAAGAAUGGUUUUGCUGUGGUUCGGCCCCCAGGACACCAUGCAGACCAUUCCACAGCCAUGGGCUUCUGCUUCUUCAACUCCGUGGCCAUUGCCUGCCGGCAGCUUCAACAACAGGGCAAGGCUGGCAAGAUCCUCAUCAUGGACUGGGAUGUUCACCAUGGCAAUGGCACCCAGCAAACCUUCUACCAGGACCCCAGUGUGCUCUACAUCUCCCUGCAUCGCCAUGAUGAUGGCAACUUCUUCCCCGGCAGUGGGGCCGUGGAUGAGGUGGGAGCUGGCAGCGGUGAGGGCUUCAAUGUCAACGUGGCCUGGGCAGGAGGUCUAGACCCCCCUAUGGGGGAUCCUGAGUACCUGGCUGCCUUCAGGAUGGUUGUGAUGCCCAUUGCCCGAGAGUUCUCUCCGGACCUGGUUCUGGUGUCAGCUGGGUUUGAUGCUGCCGAGGGUCACCCAGCCCCGCUGGGUGGCUACCAUGUUUCCGCUAAAUGUUUUGGGUACAUGACCCAGCAGCUGAUGAGCUUGGCGGGAGGUGCAGUGGUGCUGGCCUUGGAAGGCGGCCAUGACCUCACAGCCAUCUGUGACGCUUCUGAGGCCUGUGUGGCUGCUCUUCUGGGAAACAAGGUGGAUCCUCUCUCAGAAGAAGGCUGGAAGCAGAAACCCAACCUCAACGCCAUCCGCUCUUUGGAAGCCGUGAUCCAGGUGCACAGUAAAUACUGGGGCUGCAUGCAGCGCCUGGCCUCCUGUCCAGACUCCUGGGUGCCCAGGGUGCCAGGGGCCGACACAGAAGAAGUGGAGGCAGUGACCGCACUGGCAUCCCUCUCCGUGGGCAUCCUGGCUGAAGAGCGGCCCUCACAACAGCUGGUGGAGGAGGAAGAACCUAUGAAUCUCUAAGGCUUAGGACGGAUCUGCCUGCCCACCCUGCCCUUCGGACCUGGUUCUCUUCUAACCUCUGGCCAUAGUACCCAUUCCUGGAGUCUUCAGAGAGCCUUUGGGCAGGUAGUUGGGGCCAGAGAACGGCCCCUCGACAGUCACCCCAAGGAGCCUGAGAAGGGCCCUGGGUCUAGGAUAGGGACCAGAGAGGACCCCGAGAAGAGGCAGGCUGGGCAGUCGGCCAGCCCUUGGUAGGGCUCUCUCAAGAACAGAGUCUACCCCUUUGGGGUGCAGGCCCCUGUCUGGGCCCCCCUUCUUCAGGACUGCACAGAGGAGGACUGGCUCAGUCAGGCUCACCGAUAACCACUAUUCUUGGCUCUGUAGACCCUGGGCUUUGCACACAGCCCCAGGCUCCACACAGAAAUGUGAACUUGGCCUCAACCAGGGUGGCCCUUCUGAGGCUCUGAGGGCUGGGCCAGAGGGGGGGAGAAGGGGAUGGGUAGGAGGAGCCAGGGGGUCCCCUAUACCUGAGUGCAGGGGGAAUCCCUCUCACCUGCUUCUUCAGAUGACUCUGGAAGCUUCCUCCCCCCUCCCCCCGCCACUGGGCAGGGAGACAAAGCUCCUUCCAAGAGAGAGAGCAGUCCUUGGCAGGCCUCCCAUCUGGUCCCUGCCCCUGCCAGAGGCCACCCUACGUCCGCCAUCUCAGUGCCCUGGUGGAGCAGACAGGUGCUCUUGGAGUUCUGUGCUUCCUGAGCCAAUGGUGCCAAACUCUUCAUCUCCCCUCAGUAGCACAGCAUGACCACCAGGGACCCCUUGGUCACUGCCCUCCUCCAUGAGACUUCUCUGUUUCUGGGGUCUCCCUCACCCAGCUCUGACUCCUGCCCUCCAUAGGACCAGCUCGGCUGAGGGGAAAGGGGGUGGGAGAGUGGAUGCAAGACAUGGGGGAGGGGAGGCUGCCCUGGCCAAGUCUUCAAGGCUUCUGGGGUCCAGGCCUGGGGCCAAGAAGGAAAGUAUUUGUGUGCUAGAGAGAGUGAGAGUAUGUGUGUGUGUGUGCGUGUGUGUGUGUGCGUGUGUGUGCACGCGCGCGUAUGUGUGUGUCUUCCCGAGGACCACCACCCCCUGUGUAUGUAUGCAUGUUUUUGUAAAAAAGAAAAAAAAAGAAAAGAAAAAAAUGGAAAAAAAAUCUGAAUAAAUGUUUUAUUUGCUUUAAA